AUGCUUUUCAAUCCCAAACCGCUAAAGGAUCCAGUCAACUUUAAAUUUCCACUGCAAUGCAUCUGGUUAAAGCUGAAUGGCUCCUGGCCAGUAAAUUCGAAAACCUCGAGUUCAUUUAAAAAUUAUUGUCGUUUUUUAUAUAGUCUGUGGGCGUGGUAUGUGGUGGCUAUGGUUGGCAUAACCAUCGGUUUUCAAAGUGCUUUUCUCGCGAAAUCGUUCGGUGAUAUUAUGGUUACCUCGGAGAAUGGCUGCACCACCUUCAUGGGUGUGCUGAAUUUCGUGCGUCUGCUGCAUUUACGACUACAUCAGCGGGAUUUUCAUCAAUUGAUUGCGCAAUUCGUUAAGGAUAUUUGGAUAACGAAAUCUACACAUCCCGCCGUGGAGCAGUCUUGUGCGCGCACGAUGCGUGUAUUUCAAGUAAUCUCUGUUCUGCAAUCCUGUCUCAUUACCAUGUACUGCAUACUGCCGCUCGUCGAACUUUAUAUGCUGAACGCCAAUUUGGAUCAAGAGAGUUUGGCGCACAUCGAUAAACCCUUUCCGUAUAAAAUGCUAUUCCCCUACGAUGCCAAUCAUGGUUGGCGUUAUGCGCUCACCUAUUUAUUCACAGCUUGGGCUGGUGUCUGCGUGGUGACCACACUGUUCGCCGAGGAUUCAUUGUUCGGCUUCUUUGUCACCUACACUUGUGGCCAAUUUCGUAUUCUACACACCCAGAUCGAUAAUAUCAUACCAGCAGCGUAUGCAGCGACGCGCGCUGGCCGUGGCACGGAAGCCGAUUAUCAACGGGAAUGUGUACGACGGCUGGACAAGAUUGCUGGCAAGCAUAGCAUAUUAUUUAACUUCGUUAGUCGCAUGGAAGAGUUCUUCAGUCCAAUUUUCCUUGUGAAUUUUUUAAUUUCAACGGUUUUAAUUUGCAUGGUGGGCUUUCAAUUGGUGACGGGUAACAACAUGUUUAUUGGGGAUUAUGUGAAGUUUUUGGUUUAUAUCCUCUCUUCACUCUCACAACUCUUUGUACUUUGCUGGAAUGGUGACAAAAUUAUUCAAAAUUCUCUCGAGAUGGCUAAUCAUUUGUACGCCUGCAACUGGGAAUCUGAUAUCGUUUUAACUAAUACUCAUACAAAUAACAAUCAACAGAUGAAAAAUCCAACAAGAAUCAUUUACUAUUCAACUGGUGCAGUUUUUCGUAAAAAUUUACAAUUUAUGAUAAUGCGCAGUCAACGGCAAACAUGCAUAACAGCAAUGAAGUUUUCAAUAUUGUCAUUGAGCAGCUUUUCGGGUUUAAUGAGUUCAUCGAUGAGCUAUUUCGCACUUUUGCAAAGUUUCUACGAGGACGAAGAGAACUGAACUUAGUGGCAGUGAUU
This is a messenger RNA of Ceratitis capitata (Mediterranean fruit fly), 1358 nucleotides long. It is a transcript of the gene Or13a, whose product is annotated as odorant receptor 13a. Lineage: Eukaryota; Metazoa; Arthropoda; Insecta; Diptera; Tephritidae. Bases 1 to 1341 code for a protein of 446 amino acids. The transcript has 6 exons. Gene Ontology annotation, molecular function: ATP binding; odorant binding; olfactory receptor activity. Gene Ontology annotation, biological process: detection of chemical stimulus involved in sensory perception of smell; sensory perception of smell. Gene Ontology annotation, cellular component: plasma membrane. The record is from RefSeq and is a predicted model, not a curated record.